CAUUAAGAGGGACGGGUGGUUUCUCUGACGCGUGUCUCGGUCCUCUGACGGCAUCUGCCCCCUUUAUAAGCCUCAGCAAGUCACCCGAGAGACCCCCACCGCCGUUUCGCUUUACAGUUGCCCACCAGUACAAAGAGGGACGCGUAUUUCAAAGCUGCUGGAAGUGUGAUGCUCGUUUUCUUUGCUCAUCUGCCCACACGCAUGACUCUGGAAAGAUUUUUGGUCUUCAUGUCCUCCCGUUCCUAGCAGAAGACCACUGCGACAAUGACCAUCCAUGCAGAGGGGCUUGUGGCUAUCGUGGUCUUCUAUCUCCUCAUCCUGUUCGUGGGCAUCUGGGCGGCAUGGAAGAACAAACACUCCGGGGAGGCGGAGGGCACCGACCGCAGCGAAAUCAUCAUGGUCGGAGGGAGAGACAUCGGACUCUUUGUCGGCGGAUUCACAAUGACAGCGACCUGGGUGGGUGGAGGAUACAUCAAUGGCACAGCUGAGUAUGUGUAUCUUCCCGACUACGGUUUGGCUUGGGCUCAAGCCCCAUUUGGAUAUGCUCUCAGUCUGGUUGUUGGUGGGCUUUUCUUUGCUAAACCCAUGCGCUCAAGGGGUUACGUCACCAUGCUGGACCCGUUCCAGCAACUUUAUGGGAAACGCAUGGGUGGUCUUCUCUUCAUACCUGCGUUCAUGGGUGAGAUUUUCUGGUCUGCUGCCAUCCUGUCCGCCCUCGGCGCUACUCUGAGUGUCAUUGUGGACAUCAACAUCAAGAUGUCAGUGGUUAUCUCUGCACUCAUAGCAAUCUUCUACACCCUGGUUGGAGGACUGUACUCUGUGGCCUACACGGACGUGGUGCAGCUGUUUUGCAUCUUUAUUGGCCUUUGGAUCAGCGUCCCUUUUGCUUUGACUAACGCUGCGGUGUCAGACAUCACCGUCACUGCAGUGAAGAGGGUUUACCAGUCACCGUGGAGAGGCAGCAUCAAGAAGGAAGACACCUGGAUGUGGGUCGACAACUUCUGUCUUCUGAUGCUGGGAGGAAUACCUUGGCAAGUGUAUUUCCAAAGGGUGUUAUCUGCCUCCUCCGCCACCUAUGCACAGGUUCUCUCUUUCCUGGCCGCGUUCGGAUGCCUCGUCAUGGCCGUGCCCUCCGUUCUCAUCGGAGCCAUUGGGGCCUCCACAGACUGGAACAAGACAAGUUACGGUGGUGAAGCUCCUAAAGACAAAGAUGAAGCAGCAAUGAUUCUCCCCAUUGUGCUGCAGCACCUCUGUCCGCCAUUUGUUUCUUUCUUCGGUUUGGGGGCUGUGUCUGCUGCUGUCAUGUCCUCUGCAGACUCCUCCAUUCUGUCUGCAAGCUCCAUGUUUGCAAGAAACAUCUACCAGCUGGCCUUCAGACAGUCAGCAUCCGAUCGUGAAAUUGUGUGGGUGAUGCGAAUCACAAUCUUUGUAUUUGGCGGCCUUGCCACGCUGAUGGCCCUGGGCGCUGGCACGGUUUAUGGCCUCUGGUACCUGAGCUCAGAUCUGGUUUAUGUCAUCAUCUUCCCGCAGCUCCUCAGCGUGCUCUUUGUCAAAGGCACAAACACGUACGGCUCGGUGGCCGCGUACUUGUUUGGCCUGCUGCUGCGCAUAGGCGGGGGUGAGCCCUACCUGCACCUGCCUCCUUUCAUUUAUUACCCAGGCUGGACGACCGAGCAGCGGAAGCACCAGGACUCCGACGAAAUGGAGGAAAUUAUCAUACAGCGGUUCCCCUUUAAGACCGUCUCUAUGUUGGCCUCCUUUUUCGGUAACUUUGUUUUCUCGUACCUGGCGAAGUACUUGUUCGAGAGCGGAAAGAUUUCGCACAAAUAUGACUUUCUGGAUGCCGUGGUGUCCAGCCGCAGUGGGGAAAUAAUGGAUAAAACUACUCUUGUUACCCGAGGCAACAACAUCGGGCUGUCUGAGUUAGCGCCUGUCAAGCCGCGGCUGAGUGUGACCUUGGCAGCCGCCUUUACCCGCCGUGACACGCUGCCAGAGGAAACAGUUGAAGAGGAAGAGGAAGAGUCCAGCCCUGACUUCUCACAUAAAGAAUAAUAAAACCUGGAUUUCAUAAAAAUGUAAAGAUGGAAUACCUGACUGAACUGGCAGGAGGCCAAGAGGCAAGAGGAAAAUAUCAUCUUUCUGGACUUUAAAGUACUUGGACAUCCCACUUAAUUGGAUAAGAGCCACAUGUCAGGAUAUUAGACUCUUGAUUAUAGCCGCUUGCUGAUUAUCACACCUACAUAUUGAAAUAUAUACAUAGAAAGCACUUAUACAUUGUCACCUUGCAUACCUCAUGCCUUUUUAACUGGGUUAGAGGGUUUAACUGGGUUAUGAGAAGUCCAGUUUAUUUGACUAU
Molecule: messenger RNA, 2356 nt
Organism: Poecilia latipinna (sailfin molly)
Lineage: Eukaryota; Metazoa; Chordata; Actinopteri; Cyprinodontiformes; Poeciliidae
Product: high-affinity choline transporter 1-like
Exons: 9
Coding region: 265-2052 (595 amino acids)
Biological process (GO): neuromuscular synaptic transmission; transmembrane transport; synaptic transmission, cholinergic
Cellular component (GO): plasma membrane; perikaryon; axon
Molecular function (GO): choline:sodium symporter activity
Source: RefSeq, a predicted model, not a curated record